UUGAAAAAUAUUGAGUUGGAAAAUCUUAGGAAAACUCAAACACUUGAAAAAAGAGAAAAACCAAAGCUAAAAUCUGUUAUUGAAGAAUUAAACUCUUGCAAAAUGCAGCUUAAAAAAGCUGACAAAUUAUCCAAAUCCAGACUCAGAAGUCUUAGAGAGGAAGCAAAUAAGACACUGCAAACAAUUUUCACUGAGAACCAAAUUAAGAUUCUUACUGGUAAACAAAAGUAUGUUCAUUGGACUAAUGAUGAAAUAUCAAAUGCAUUCACCUUAAGAUACCUGAGUAGGAAGGCAUACAUUUUUGUCAGGAAUAAACUGCAGUACCCACUGCCAGGUGUGAGCUCCUUGAGAAGAUGGGCAAGAACAAUCGAAAUGAGGCAUGGUUUGCUAUCAAGCAUUCUUCGUAUUAUGGAAGUUGCUGGUGAAAAUCUGGACAAUUUUCAAAGGCUGACAGUUUUGUCAUUUGAUGAAAUUAAAGUUGAAAAAACUUUAGAAUAUGAUGCAAUAAAUGAUGAAAUUGUUGGGCCUUUUUCACAAAUGCAAAUUGUAAUGGCACGUGGAUUAAAUAGUAAAUAG
This is a messenger RNA of Stegodyphus dumicola, 576 nucleotides long. RefSeq lists its product as uncharacterized. NCBI's taxonomy places the organism in Eukaryota, Metazoa, Arthropoda, Arachnida, Araneae, Eresidae. The record is from RefSeq and is a predicted model, not a curated record.